Molecule: messenger RNA, 1567 nt
Organism: Cololabis saira (Pacific saury)
Lineage: Eukaryota; Metazoa; Chordata; Actinopteri; Beloniformes; Belonidae
Product: E3 ubiquitin-protein ligase TRIM35-like
Exons: 1
Coding region: 24-1418 (464 amino acids)
Biological process (GO): protein ubiquitination
Molecular function (GO): zinc ion binding; protein binding; ubiquitin-protein transferase activity
Source: RefSeq, a predicted model, not a curated record
CGUCAGCAUCGCCCAGAGAGAACAUGGCCUCCAGCACGGAGGAAGACCUCUCGUGUCCCGUUUGCCAGGACAUUUUCAAAGACCCGGUCGUCCUGUCGUGCAGCCACAGCUUCUGCCGGGCCUGCAUCCAGUCGUGGUGGGCGGAGAAGGAAACACGACCGUGUCCGUGCUGCCAGAGGAAGUCAUCGAGGACCGAGCCUCCUCGCAACCUGGCGCUGAAGAACCUGUGCGAGGCCUUUCUGCAGGACGGGGAGCGGCGGGCGGCAGCAGGGCCCGAGCACAUGUGCAGCCUGCACGGCGAGAAGCUCAAGAUCUUCUGUCUGGACCACCAGGAGCUGGUCUGCUUGGUCUGCCGGGACUCCAGGACUCACAGAGACCACCGGUUCAGACCCAUCAAUGAGGUGGCCCAGGAUCUCUGCCAGGAGCUGCAGAGAGACCUGACACCCCUACGGGAGAAGCUAACGCUCUUCCAGCAGGUGACGGGGGACUGCAUCUCCACGGCAGACUUCCUCCAAGUCCAGGCCCGGGACACCGAGAAGGAGAUCCGGCAGAAGUUUCAGAAGCUUCACCAGUUCCUGGAAGAAGAAGAGAAGGCCAGGGUGGAGGCGCUGAGGGAGGAGGAGGAGCAGAAGAGUCGGCUGGUGAAGGAGAAGGUGGAGGCUCUGACCCGGGACAUGGACGCUCUUUCAGACACGAUCAGAGCGACGGAGACGGAGCUGAGAGCCGGAGACGUCUCGCUGCUGCUCAACCACAAGGUGGCGACCGGGAGGGUCAGGCAGGGCCCUGUUCUGCAGGAGCCGGAGCCGGUUCCAGGGGCUUUGAUUGAUGUGGCCAAACAUCUGGGCAACCUGACCUUCAACGUCUGGAAGAAGAUGAAUGACAUGGUGGGCUACAGUCACAUGAUCCUGGAUCCAAACACCGCCGACCCAGAGCUCGUCGUGUCGGACGACCUGCUGAGCGUCACAUUUGGGGGGUCACGACCCGGAGAGGGCCCGGUUCCCCCGGAAAGGAUCAGGUUCCCCCGCACCGUCCGGGGCUCCGAGGGGGUGAAGUCAGGGAAUCACAGGUGGGCCGUGGGUGUUGGAGGCAACGCCGACUGGGAGCUGGGAAUGCUGGAAGCCGAUGGUGGCGACCCAGCAAAGCAGCAGCGGUGGAGGAUUUCACUCAAGGACGGUAGACUCACGGCGUUGGCUGGAUCGGGCUCGGAGAAACACCUGCAGGCAGGGGUGCCCCGGAGGAUCAUGGUUUAUCUGGACUUCGGAGAGGGGAAGCUGUCCUUCAUGGAUCUUGACACAAACACAGUCGUGCACACCUUCACGCACACAUUCACGGGCGUGAUGUUUCCUUACGUGUACACCCGGAGCUCAGACCCACUGAGGAUCCUGCCAGCCAAGGUCGCCGUCGAGAUACCGAUUUAGGCAAGUCGGGACAUCGUGGUGGUUCCAACAUCGUGGCGGGACCAGACCCUGAACCCCGAGACGAGUCAACAUCCCCUGGAAGGUCGUAUCAUCGUCCGCUUCGUUUGCAUUUGACGUUUUUGUCGGGCUUGUGGAAUUGUGGGCUCUGA